AAUAUCUUCAACUUCUUUCUUCUUCUUUCUCUCUCUCUCUCUCUUGUUUCCAUGUCUUCCUCUCUCACUCUCCUCUCUCUAAACCCUCCUUUUCACCACAAACACAAACACAAACACAAACCCCACUCCACUCUCCUCCUAUUCCCAAUCCCCAAACUACCCUCACUCUCCCUCUUCAAGUCCCACAUUUGCCACUCCUCCAGUGAGGAAAUCCGAUGGCUUCGCGAGGAACAGCGGUGGCUACGCGAAGAGCAACGCUGGCUCCGUGAGGAACAACGCUGGGCUCGCGAGCGGGACUCACUCCUCCGCGAAAUCUCUGACCUCAAGCUCAAAAUACAAGCCCUAGAAGGAGCGUCAUCGGUGUUAGAAGCCCUAGGAUUAAUGUUGCAGGGUUUGAAGGAGAAAGGCCUCAUUGCAGAGACCGGGUUGGAGGAGAAGAAGAAGAAGAAGAAGAAGGAGGUGAUUAGGGUUUCGGAGAAGCAGACUCUGCGGAAAGGAUCGGAAGGCGCCGAGGUUCAAGCGAUGCAGGAGGCAUUGCAAAAAAUUGGAUUUUACUCAGGAGAGGAAGACAUGGAAUAUUCAAGUUUCUCAAUUGGGACCGAGCGUGCUGUGAAGACUUGGCAAGCCUCACUAGGUGCCCCUGAAGAUGGGAUAAUGACUGCAGAGCUGCUUGAAAGAUUAUAUGUGGAGCAACAAAUUAUUGGUGCUGGUUCAAAUGUAGAUGCAGAUCAGAAGGGGAGCACCUUGACUGUUUCGCCAAAGGAAGGUGCAAAUGGAGCUCCAGUUGCUUCUAUAACGGAUAUUUCAGAAGUUAAGCAGACAGUUGUGAAUGAAGAAAGUGUUACAGAAGUGGAGGUAUCCCAACAUCGAGUUUUUCUCCUAGGAGAGAACCGAUGGGAAGAACCCUCCAGACUUGUAGGCAGGAACAAACCAGUUGGUAAUAGCAAGACGAAAGAUACCACAACAAAGUGCCUUACAUGUCGUGGAGAGGGCCGCUUAAUGUGCACAGAAUGUGAUGGAACAGGCGAGCCAAACAUUGAGCCACAGUUUAUGGAAUGGGUAGAGGAGGGAACAAAGUGUCCAUAUUGCGAGGGCCUUGGUUAUACCGUUUGCGACGUAUGUGGAGGCAAACAACGAAAGUGGAGGAUCAAGUUUUUAAUGAGGUACUUACAAGCGGCAUGGCAGAGUGUGAUGGUGUAAAAUGGUCCAUGUAAUAAACACUACUCUUUGUUUUUUAAUGCCAAAACAAGUCAUACAAA
This is a messenger RNA of Quercus robur (English oak), 1259 nucleotides long. Its product is annotated as protein disulfide isomerase pTAC5, chloroplastic. The transcript is spliced from 7 exons. Lineage: Eukaryota; Viridiplantae; Streptophyta; Magnoliopsida; Fagales; Fagaceae. Bases 52 to 1200 code for a protein of 382 amino acids. The record is from RefSeq and is a predicted model, not a curated record.